Messenger RNA from Daucus carota subsp. sativus, 2376 nucleotides. Its product is annotated as exocyst complex component EXO84A. The transcript has 7 exons. Gene Ontology annotation, cellular component: exocyst. NCBI's taxonomy places the organism in Eukaryota, Viridiplantae, Streptophyta, Magnoliopsida, Apiales, Apiaceae. The record is from RefSeq and is a predicted model, not a curated record. Gene Ontology annotation, biological process: intracellular protein localization; Golgi to plasma membrane transport; exocytosis. Bases 1 to 2376 code for a protein of 791 amino acids.
AUGCAUCAUAUAGCACCACCGGUGAUGAGAGACAGGCAUAAAAAGGAUAAGAUACAUAUAUCAGGUCCCACUGGAUUGCGACACAAAAGUAAGGCAAAGUCCAAACAUUCGCCAUCACCUGUUUCGAGUUUAGGUCGGACGGGUUCGAAAAAUGUGGUUCCUAGUUUAGGAGAUGCCACUGAGUUAGGUGGAUCAGAGCCUACACUCAGCGAAAAACUCAAGGUUUUUAAGGCUUCUGGUUUUGAUCCUGAAGAAUUCUUGACUUCUAAAUGUCGUAAUAUGAGCGAAAAGGAAGUAAAGAACGUGUGCUUGUACCUUGUUGAUUUGAAGAAGGCAUCUGCAGAGGAAAUGCGGAAAAGUGUAUAUGCUAAUUAUCCAUCUUUUAUACGUACAUCUCGGGAGAUUUGUGAUCUUGAAGGACAACUUCUUGAUUUGAGAAACUUGUUGUCUUCUCGGGCAGUUCUUGUUAAUGGUUUAACUGAUGGAAUUCGUAUAGAUUCUUUUUCGUCUCAUCAAAAAGGUUCAGUAAAAGUGGAGGAUGUUAAUUUGGAUGACUUGGAACCUACAAACCAAGAGAAGUGGUUAGCAGAAUUUAUGGAGGCUCUUGAGGUGUUACUGGCUGAGAGAAGAAUUGAUGAAGCAUUAGAUGCACUUGAAGAAGGUGAAAAAAUUGCAGAGGAAGACAAUAAAUAUCAGUCAUUGACGUCCAAUGCAAUGUUACAACUGCAGAAUAAUAUAAUUGAACAAAGGCAGAAGUUGGCUGAUAGCCUUGUGGAAUCGGCUUCUCAUCCUUCUGCUACUCGUGUUGAGCUUCGUGCAUCUGUACAAGCUCUGAAAAGACUUGGUGAUGGUUCUCGAGCUCAUAGUUUGUUGUUGAGAUCUCAUCAUCGCAAGUUGCAACACUAUGUAAGGGAUCUUCAUCCAGCAGCACCUUCACUUGGAGUAAUAUAUAUAACUGCCCUUUCACAGAUUACCUUUUCAGCCCUGGCACAAGCAGCUAGUGAUUCUUUGUCUAUAUUUGGUGAUGAGCCUUGCUACACAUCUGAGCUCGUAACGUGGGCUGCCAAUCAGACGGAGAGUUUUGCGCUUCUUGUGAAGAAACACUUUCUAGCAUCACCAGCAUCAUCAGGGAGCCUAAGAAUAGUUUCUGAGUGUGUCCAGGUAUGCUUGGGUCACUGUUCUGUGUUAGAAGACCGCGGAAUGGCUCUUUCUCCAGUUUUAUUGAAAAUUUGCAAUCCUUGUGUUGAGCAAGCAUUUGUUGCCAGCAUAAAAAGAAUUGAACAAAGCACAGCCGCAGUAGCUGCCUCAGAUGAUUGGUCACUUAAUUAUCCCCCUAUUGGUUCACGCUCUUUCAGUGCCUCGUCUCUUACUAGUGUUGUAUCCCAACCGAAGCUUUCCAGCAGUGGUCAUAGAUUUAAUUCAAUGACUCAGGAAAUAUGCGAGGACGUAGGUUCACUUGAGAACUUGCAUUUGGCUAACCAGGCCUUGGAAAGUCUUUUUCAACUUUUUAACACAUACAUCAAUAUGUUAAUAAACGCAUUGCCCAAUUCUACUGAGACGGAGAACUUAGAAGGAACAGGGAGGCUUGUCCAGAUUGCAGAGACCGAAGAGCAACAGGUAGCCUUGCUUGCUAAUUCCGUAGUAUUAGCAGAUGAACUGCUUCCACCUGCUCUCAGCAAGCUUUCAUCCUUGUCACAAACUGAUGAUGGUUCUCGAAGAGGUUCAGAUAGGCAACGAGAACUCAAAAAGAGGUUGCAACGCUUGGUUGAUCAAUUGCGAGAUAGUUUCUGCCGCCAGCAUGCACUUGAUUUAAUCUUCAAUGAAGAUGGUUCUGUUCGUUUGUGUGCAGACAUGUACUUGAGUAUGGAUGGACGUGCCGAAGAACCUAAUUGGUUUCCUUCUCCAAUAUAUCAGGAUCUUUUUGGAAAGUUGACUCGAGUUGCAAAUAUAGCAUCUGAUGUGUUUGUUGGAAAGGAUAGAUUUGCUACAAUUCUUCUAAUGAGGCUCACGGAGACUGUCAUCUUGUGGCUUUCUAAUGAACAAGCCUUUUGGGAUGAAAUUGAGGGAGGGCAAAAGUCUUUGGGGCCUUAUGGUCUUCAACAGUUCUAUUUAGAUAUGCAGUUUGUCAUACUCUUUGCAUCUCGUGGUCGCUACUUAUCACGAAACCUUCAUCAAGUUAUCAAAAAUAUCAUUGGAAGAGCUAUAGAAGCAGUCGCCGCAACCAAAAUAGAUCCUUAUAGUGUAUUACCAGAAGAUGAAUGGUUUGCUGAUGUUGCUCAAUUAGCUAUAAAGAUGUUGUCAGGAGACGAUGGUUAUCAGAAUGAAAUGGAAGAUAUCGGCAGCCCUACAGGAGCUCAGUCUAUAGAGAGUUACUAG